This is a messenger RNA of Chionomys nivalis (European snow vole), 1997 nucleotides long. It is a transcript of the gene Bco1, whose product is annotated as beta-carotene oxygenase 1. Gene Ontology annotation, biological process: carotene catabolic process; retinal metabolic process. Gene Ontology annotation, molecular function: beta-carotene 15,15'-dioxygenase activity; carotenoid dioxygenase activity. Bases 8 to 1537 code for a protein of 509 amino acids. The transcript is spliced from 10 exons. The record is from RefSeq and is a predicted model, not a curated record. NCBI's taxonomy places the organism in Eukaryota, Metazoa, Chordata, Mammalia, Rodentia, Cricetidae.
GCCUGGGAUGCACACGGUGGGAGAGAGCAAGUACAACCAUUGGUUUGAUGGCCUGGCCCUUCUCCACAGUUUCUCCAUCAGAGAUGGGGAGGUCUUCUACAGAAGCAAAUACUUGCAGAGUGAUACCUACAGCACCAACCUCGAGGCCAACAAAAUCGUGGUGUCUGAGUUUGGAACAAUGGCCUACCCAGACCCCUGCAAAAACAUCUUUUCCAAAGCUUUCUCCUACCUGUCCCACACCAUCCCCGAUUUCACUGACAACUGCCUGAUCAACAUCAUGAAGUGUGGAGAUGACUUCUACGCCACCACAGAGACCAACUACAUCAGGAAGAUCAACCCCCAGACUCUAGAGACCCUGGAGAAGGUUGAUUACCGGAAGUAUGUGGCUGUCAACCUGGCGACCGCACACCCUCAUUAUGAUGCAGCUGGAAAUGUCCUUAACAUGGGCACGUCCAUCGUGGACAACGGGAGGACAAAAUAUGUCAUGUUUAAGAUCCCUGCCACAGCGCCAGGCACCAAGAAGAAAGGGAAGAGCCCCUUGAAGCACACAGAAGUGUUCUGCUCCAUCCCCUCCCGCUCACUCCUCUCCCCCAGCUACUACCACAGCUUCGGAGUCACAGAGAACUAUGUCAUCUUUCUGGAGCAGCCUUUCAAGUUGGAUAUCCUCAAAAUGGCCACCGCGUACAUGCGGGGAGUGAGCUGGGCUUCCUGCAUGUCAUUCCACAGGGAGGACAAGACUUACAUUCAUAUCAUCGACCAGAGGACGAGGAAGCCUGUGCCAACCAAGUUCUACACAGACCCCAUGGUGGUCUUCCACCAUGUCAAUGCCUAUGAGGAGGAUGGCUGUGUUGUGUUUGAUGUUAUCGCCUAUGAGGACAGCAGCCUCUAUGAGCUCUUCUACCUGGCCAACCUGAACCAGAACUUCGAGGAGAAUUCUAGGAUGACGUCAGUGCCCACCCUCAAGAGGUUUGCUGUACCGCUCCAUGUGGACAAGAAUGCAGAAGUGGGCGCAAAUUUAAUCAAGGUGACAUCUACAAGAGCAACAGCCUUGAAGGAGAAAGACGGUCAUGUCUACUGCCAGCCUGAAGUUCUCUAUGAAGGCCUAGAACUCCCUCGGAUAAAUUAUGCUCACAACGGGAAGCCCUAUCGCUACAUCUUUGCUGCUGAAGUUCAGUGGAGUCCCAUCCCGACCAAGAUAUUGAAAUACGAUGUUCUCACAAAGUCCUCCUUAAAGUGGGGUGAGGAGUGCUGCUGGCCGGCGGAACCCGUGUUUGUACCCACGCCAGGAGCCAUGGAUGAGGAUGACGGAGUGAUCCUAUCGGCCAUUGUCUCUACUGAUCCCCAAAAGCUGCCUUUUUUACUUAUUCUGGACGCCAAAACUUUUACGGAAUUGGCUCGUGCUUCUGUGGAUGCAGACAUGCACCUGGACCUGCAUGGCUUGUUUAUCCCGGAUGUAGACAAGAGUGCAGAGAACCAGACCCCUGCCAUGACGCAGGAGGAUGAAAAUUCAGAUGCCCCUAUCACCCAACAGGCCUGACGGUGUCAGGAUUGGGCCACAGUAAGAAUGACUUCUCUGGUGGGACCUGGGGACAGUAAGGGUGAUUGCAGACACUGUCAGGUUGACAGCAUCUAGGAUCACUUAGGAACAAACUUAUAGGCCUGGCUUGAGAGAGUUUCUAUACUGGGCAAACUGGGCAAGGAAGAUCCUUGAAUGUGGGCCGCACCAUCCCAUGAAUUGAUGUCCGGACUGAAUAGAAAGGAAAGAGCCAACAGACCAUCAGCAUUCAUCUGCUUCCUGACUGUGGAUGCAAUGCCACCAGCUGCCCCACGCUCCUGACAUCUUGCCUUCCUCCGCAUGAUAGACUACACCUGGACCUGAGGGCCAAAAUAAACCCGCCCUUCCUUGAGUCGCUUUUGUAGGGAUCUUAUCCCAGCAAUGGGAAAGUGAGUAGUAAGCUUGUACCUCUCUCUCUGGGUGGAGGUGGCCACGCAUUUCA